Molecule: messenger RNA, 1667 nt
Organism: Rhodofomes roseus
Lineage: Eukaryota; Fungi; Basidiomycota; Agaricomycetes; Polyporales; Fomitopsidaceae
Product: PLC-like phosphodiesterase
Exons: 9
Coding region: 160-1251 (363 amino acids)
Biological process (GO): lipid metabolic process
Molecular function (GO): phosphoric diester hydrolase activity
Source: RefSeq, a predicted model, not a curated record
GCGUGGAAGAAGGCCUGAGAGGACAGCAGCUGUCGGCCUACUCAGCUACUGCGAGCCGCUCUCGACGUGCGGUGUACCAUUUCGUAACACCUUCUUUUCCGCUCAUCUACCCAGCGCGCCAGGCGUGCCCACCCUCUCUCUUUUCCCCGUCUGACCACCAUGCGCCUCUCCGUCGGACGUCUAACGCGGGCCGUUGUCGCUCUCCUUCUCCCCACCGCCCUCGUCCACGCUACCGCCGUCCGCCGCGCGUCCACCUGCAAUGGCCACUCAGAGCUAUGCGACCGCUCCUUCGGCAACGUCACCUUCGUCGGAGCGCACGACUCGUACGCUGUCUCGAGCAUAAAUCCUGCCGCGAACCAGGAUGUCAACGUCACACAACAGCUCGAGGAUGGUAUCCGGAUGCUACAGAUGCAGACACACAACGAGAGCGGCACAAUCCAACUCUGUCACACAUCAUGCCUGCUUCUCAAUGGCGGUACUCUACAAACCUACUUGCAGAGCGUGAAGAGCUGGAUGGAUAGCAACCCCAACGAAGUCGUAUCUCUUCUCAUUGUGAACUCUUAUGACAACUUCUCGCCGGCCCAAUACGACACGGUUUUCAAGGCAGUCGGCCUCGACACACUGGCUUACUCGCCGACAUCAGCGAGCUUGACCUACACCAACUGGCCGACUCUUGGAGACCUCAUCGACAAUGGUAAACGCCUGGUUGUGUUCUUGACCACUCAAGCCGACUACACAAGUGUCCCGUAUCUGAUCGACGAGUUCAGCAACGUUUGGGAGACCGCAUACGACUUGACGACGACGACGUUCGACUGCAACGUGAACCGGACAUCGGGUAACUCCCAGGAACAGAUGUACCUCAUCAACCAUUUCUUGGAUGACGAAUACCUCGGGGUCCUGGUUCCUGACAAGUCAGACGCUGACAAGACAAAUGCCGCCAGUGGUACGGGAUCGCUGGGCGCGCAGGUCACGGAGUGUGCUGCGCAGUACAGCAGAAACCCCAACUUCAUGCUCGUGGAUUUCUACGAAUAUGGCGGCGGCUCCGUGUUCGAAGUCGCUGCAACCGCGAACGGUGUCACCUAUACCCCCUCCAACAUUGCCACCCCUGUAUCCAGCGGUGCGAGUAGCACCAGCACUUCCUCGAGCUCGAGCAAUGCUGGUGCCAUCGGCUUCCACGUCACCACAAUGCACCUGUCUGCCGUUGCUGCAGUCGCGGGCGGGUUGCUAUUCGGCGCUUUGAACAUCGUGUAACCGUGCUAAUAGUGCUCAGCUAAGAUCCAGGGGGAUCUCUCAUAUCGACAUGGACUAUUUACGCAUUUCAUAUUCGGACGCGUUCCAUUAAUGCAUUUACUGGACACCUCCACACAAAUUCAUGCUGCUGCAUGUAGCGUUCAUCUCGUACAUUCUAACGACAAACUAAGUUUGUUGCUGCAGUCUGUAGCUCGAUUCAUCACACAUAUUUCCCUUCUCCAUGUCGUCCCAGGGCCAGUGCGUCAUGAUCUCCGCACGUUCCUCCUCCGACGUAGCCUCCGUCAACGCCUCUUCCUUUGUCUGCUUGCAGAGCGCCACGGCCUCCUCGUGAGUUAGUAUGUGUGAGGAGGAGGAGGAGGAGGAGGAGAGGGGGACCCGCACGUGACAUGUGUGACCGAAUGUGACAUUGAUCCAAG